Messenger RNA from Dentiscutata heterogama, 1193 nucleotides. Lineage: Eukaryota; Fungi; Glomeromycota; Glomeromycetes; Diversisporales; Gigasporaceae. The record is from the annotation of a GenBank genome assembly.
GUUGCACAGUGGGAAUAUCAAUUGGAAUAUUUUUCUUCCACUGCAAAUGUACUAGCUAUUGAUUUGUUAGGAUGUGGAAAAAGUGAUAUGUCAAAAAGAUCAGAUGAUUACAAAACCGAAUCUUUAGUCGAUGAUUUGGAAGAACUUUUGAAACUUUAUCCCAGUGAAACUAUGCGGUUCAAAAGUGCUGUUAAAGCUAUGACUUUCAUUUCGGUUAAAGCCGAAAUAAGUGAAAAAGAAUUGUCACAACGAAAAACCAUUCAAUCCUGCCCUGAUAUAUUUUUUGAUGUUUUCCGCGUCUUAUUUGAUCGUCGCGGUGGAAUCAAUUCUUCUAGUGUUGAUCGUAUGUUGCAUAAAGAUGCGAGUGUUGGAUUACGAACAAAGCAACUAAAAUGGAAUAAACAAUCAAAAACCUUUGUAUGGAAACGAAUGCUCAAUGGUUUUAAAUGGAUAACUCGUGAUGACAUUUACAACAUUCAAUGCCCAUUGUUGCUCCUAUCAGGUCAAGAAGACCGAAUUAGCCCUCAGAGUGACACGAUCCUUGUUCACGAAUGGUGUACUUCGCCAAAUACGCCUGAUCCAGUGAUGAUCCCACGAGCAGGGCAUAAUCCAAUGGUGGAGAAACCUGAUUUGGUUAACUUGAUAAUCAAUGACUUUCUUAUCAAGACAUGUAGAUUGAAUACAGUUGAUCCUGCAUGGCAAAUCGUUUACAAGACAAAAGAUGAGAAUAAGUGGUCUUUGAAGAAUUUUCAAAAGUGGAAACAAACACCAACAAUAGCCGACCGAACCGUCAAAAGUACAUUAUUUAGGCCAAUGAAGGUUAUGCGACAAACUGAUGAAGAACAUUCUCCGGAAAUAUUUAUUGCGCGGCAUCCAGAAAUAGGAUUCAUAAUUGAUAUAACAAAAGAUCCCCCAUCUUAUAGAACAUCUGAUUUUGAUAAUUCACAUAUUAAAUAUAAUAAACUCAGUACGGCAAGUAAAAUCCCACCAUCACGUGAAGAAGUACGAGCAUUUAUUCAAAUCGCCAAAGAAGCAUGGAGAAAAAAACCUGAUAAGCAAAUCGCUGUUCAUUGCCAUUAUGGGUUUAAUCGGACAGGGUUUAUGAUCUGUUGCUACAUGAUCGAAGAAUUGCACAUCUCUGUAGCUGAUGCGAUUCGUUAUUUUGAAGAGGCAAGAAGACCGAGAGGCAUUAA